AAAAAUGAAGUGAUUUGUUGCUGGUGAGAGCAUCAAGAAUACAGAGCAUUGAGGAAACGGCUAGCUAUAACAGAAAAGCAAAGGUAUCUAAGACCAAGGCAUAAAGAAUGAUGAAGUUUAUAGUCGCCUUAUUCCUUCUCGUUCAAGUCAUUUUUACUGUGAUCGAUCAAGGAGAAGCUAAACUCGUUGUGAAACCAAAAAGUCGAAAGACAUUUCUACCAAGAUGCCCUUCAACACCUUCAAAAUAUCUGAAAAUCGCUAAAAAAAGUCUGCUUGAAGGAAAAAGAAGAAAGAGAUCGACAUCCGACUUUCCUGUUAACUGUGUAACACUGGCUUACAUGGGGACAAAUGGAGGGUUUAUUAUCCAUGCGGGUAUUCAAGAAUGCUGCGAAAAAUGUAAUGUUCCAAAGUUUUUGCAGUGUCUCGUUAGCCAUGCAGAAAACCCUCUCAGACUUUUCAUCUGCCAAAAUCGAGCGUAUUCUUGUAGCUUCAGAUGUCUCCUCCAACCAAGUGCGGCGAUGUUCCAAGUGAGAAUGCAAGCGAGAAUGCAAGCGAGAAGAAAAUGCACAUCAAAAGUAUGCACGCGAGGCAAAUGUUGUCUGCAACAACAUUGUAUCAAGUUGAAAACAAAAUCUCUAGUGAAACGACUUGAUUGAAACAUUCUUACAACACUAACGAGUUUAGCUACAUGCAUGCAAUGUUAAUUACAAUAAUUGUCAGAUAUUCAACGUAAACGAUAAUAAAAACAAAAUUUGAA
Xenia sp. Carnegie-2017 is the source of this 757-nucleotide messenger RNA. RefSeq lists its product as uncharacterized. Lineage: Eukaryota; Metazoa; Cnidaria; Anthozoa; Malacalcyonacea; Xeniidae. Bases 108 to 656 code for a protein of 182 amino acids. The record is from RefSeq and is a predicted model, not a curated record. The transcript has 2 exons.